Acanthosepion pharaonis is the source of this 630-nucleotide messenger RNA. NCBI's taxonomy places the organism in Eukaryota, Metazoa, Mollusca, Cephalopoda, Sepiida, Sepiidae. The record is from the annotation of a GenBank genome assembly.
AUGCUCUCGUCAAGUGCUUGCGCUCUAGCUUCAACGAGAAAAGCACAAAACGGUACUCAAAUCUAUCUAUCUAUCUAUCCAUCGAAUUUUUUCAUAUCUAUCUAUCUAUCUAUCUAUCGAUGUUUGUUUAUAUCUAUCUAUCUAUCUAUCUAUAUAUCUAUCUAUCUGUUUUCUUCUUUCAACAUUUUAAUCGAGUUUUCAUUCAAUUGUCUUUCUGCUUCUUAUUGUCUCCAUUUAAUUCAUGCUUUUUUCUUCAUUCCUGUUUUGUUUUUUCUUUCAUUUUUUUCUUUCGAUUUGUUUCUUUUUACCACGUUUUUAUCAAAUGUUCUUUCUUCUUUUCCCCUUCAUUUUUUCAUGUUUCUUCUUCGUCUUUUCUUCCAUUCGCACUUUCUCCUUAAAUGCUUUAUUAUUCCUCUUUUUUCUUUUCUCUUUCUUCUUCUUCUUCUCAUUCUUGCUUUCUUUUAUUCAUUUUCUUUGUUUGUUUUUUCAACUUCGUUUAAAGAAUUUAUUGUCUUUUUCCUCUUUCCCUUUUAUUCAUUCAUUCAAACUUUCUUGCAUUUUUACACACCCUUUCAUUCUUACUUUUUUUUCUUUCUCUUUUUCAUUCGUUGGAAUUCGUUCAUUCAUUAA